UGCACGUCGCAUUAGUUAUUAGACUUGUGAAUGAUUGUCUUAAGUAACUGCAGAAGUUCCUUUAUUUGACUCCUCCUUUUGUUGUUAUGUCGUUUAUGGUAAAUUUGAGUUUUGUAAACUGCAGUUGUGGAGGCCUGGUUCAGACUUACGUAUAGUUAUAAUUAUUUCAUUUAUACAGACUAGUUGGCUGGCAACAACUUGCCCCUUAAGGGAUUAAUAAAGCUGUUAUGACCUGACCCGGCUUAUAUGUAGGGUUGGCCAUAUCAAAAGCGGUUGACCACAUAAGCAUUUCACACUUUUUCAGCUAAACACUGCACUUUGAAUCUUAAACUUGUAAAAUACAAUAGAAGCCAUCGAUGAUUUUUUCCAUUUGACUCACAGUUCUACACCCUGUGUGGAUCAGUUGUGUACGACCCCAAUGAAACUCUCAUGAAAUUGUGCUUGCAAACUGAGAAGUCGCAUAUCCCAGCAUGAGUUUCUGGAUGCAACUUUUUCUUCCAGCACACAAUCUGAGGCAGAAAAGUGCUCCACAUGUUGACUGCAUUAUUUAAAUAUUGAAGUAUUUGAGUUGUUUUCUGUGAAGGAGUUGCAUUAAAACGUACCUUCUGGUACGUUUUAAUCAGAUUUGACAUCACUAGAAUUGUAGACCAUAAACUUUGCUCCUGCUCUGGAUUAUUUUUAACCAAGCUGCUGCUCAAAGAGGAGGAUUUCGUUUGUGCAUGACACAGAGGACAGGAGGACACAGCUGCUAAGCAGAUCACCUUGAUCAUUCAUAUUUCCAUCGAGGUGCUACCACACACGGGCAACGACAACAGCUCUGUCAGCCUCUUGGAUCCAAAAGGGAAAUACCAAUAAACCUCUGAGUGUUUUUAAAAGUUGUCCUUCAACAAUAUAUCUCAGCUCAUAAAGCUUUCUCUCCCAGAACCAUGGAUGUAGGUGCAUAAAUCAGGACUGCAAAGACAUGAGCCAAAAUACAACAAAUUCAUCCGAAAUCUUUAAAAAUUCACAAGAUGAUGCCGAAGUUUAUUCUGAUGCUCCUGCGCAGGUCAAGCGGUAUUACAGCUUGAUGGACGACGACGAAGGGCCAGACGAUGUGUUCAUCCAGCCCCCUUCUCCUCCACCCUGCAGGGUUGUUUUGUCACCAACAGAGGGAAGCACAAGCGCAACACCAGCUGAUUCUGGUGUGACCCUACCAACCAAAGCAGCUGACGCAACAAGAGCUAAUCCCUGCAGCUUAGACAGGCACCAUGGUGAGAAGCAGUUAAUGGCAGCACGAAACGAGCUGGAUGAAGAGAUAACCAGUACAAUGCAGCCCUCAAUGGAGUCUAUGGAUGACACAUUGCUUUCCAAUGACAUGAACUCCACACCAAUGGAUUAUCAAGACCAAAAAUCCACGGAUGACUCAGCUUGUCUGGUGGAGCGACGCCAUGACAAAACCGGAGAAGCAGAGAGGAAUAACACAUCAGGGGAUGAAGAAUCAAAUGAGGAGCCUGAAGAUGGCCCAAAGCCAUGGAAAGAAGAAGAAAACUACAAACAAAUAUUUUCAGACGUGGAUGAAAACCCGGGGGAUACAACUAAUCAAGAGAAAGAAUGUGACAAAAAUUACAAAGGUAUUUCUUGCCUUGAUGAGAGAGACUUGGAGUUAUCACGGACAAUGUCUGAUCUCAAUAAAAUCAAUGAUUUCACAUCUUCAGAGCCAUCAGAAUUUACCAAUGAUGGAACAGAAGAAAGAACCAAGUGCGGUACCAAGGAAGAGUAUGUCGGAACCAGAUCUUCGCACAACAUUCUGACGAGAUCUGAACAGGAAUCUGAAGAAAUGAUUGAGCAGGUCGAUGGGAACCGGAGAAUAGCAUCUGACAUCCAGCAGGGAGAGCAGCUGCUUCAGCGUCUGCAAAUGGUCCAGCUACGACAUGAUGACAUUCCAAAUAUAGCCCAGGAGAUUAUCAAAGUGGCAAAAGCUGAGGAGGAAGAUAGGUUUAGGUCUGAGGUUGGCAACGGGGGAAUUAGAGGAAAGAGUGUAACAAGUGACGAAUAUGAAGAGGAGGGUGCAUCAAAGGAGAAGGAACUGGGGACAAAUGUGACAGAGAACAAAAACAAUGAGGACAAUGGCACAGAAGCAAGGACCACUUUGUCAACGCCACCAGGAAGGGCACAGCAGAAGCAGAUCGACACAAAAGAUGCAGACGAGUCUUUGGACGACUACAGUGAAAUCUUGCCAUCUUCAACUUUGCCACUUCCCAGCCCUCAUGAAAUGCCCGAUGAAAUACCAUUCAUUUCUGCCGGGCAUCGAUUUUCAGCUGCUGAAACUUCAAUGGAGAAACAGAUCCAGGAGGCGGCCCGGGCCAGGCAGAACUUGCAGAGGGCUGGGGGUGUUUUCAACCUUGCAGAUAAUCCGGAUGUGUUGGAAAUUCCAUUCAAGACAGAUGUUUCUCUUGAGUCACUCCUUACAAAGGCGUGUACCGUCCAGCAAAGCCAGUGGCAGUUUUCUGAAAAAAAGAUGCAGAAAGAGAUAAGCCAGGAAAUUCAAAGGGAGCUGGUGCUGGUCAACCAGGGCAAGAUUCCUGGGGAGUACUGCAAAGGGGAGGCCCGUCAGCUAAAGGAGACAAAACUGCUGUUUGAGGCUUUUCAGCAGGGCAGCAUGGAGGGAACUACAAGGCAUGGGAAGCUCCCUACCACAGCAAUGAAGGGUCCCGUUUACCCCUCUGUUCUGGAGCGCACACGAAGCCUUGAGACGUUUUCCCUCAAGACCUGUCUUGUCUCAAGGGCACACUCUCUGAGGCUGUGCAACUCUACAACCCUCAAAGGAGACAAAAGUCCAGAAACCCUCAAAUCGAAGAGCCCAACUGGGGGUUCUCAUGACAAAACGCGCUUAUCUCCUUACUCAAAACACGACAAGCACCUACGACUGCACAGGAGCAUGGACUCAAUAAAUAGCGAAUCCUCUGCUUCUGCUGCGGAGUCUAGGGGUAAAACAAAGGAAAGGCAAGGAUCCCCCAUCCUGAGCCAAAACCCUUUCUUCAAGCUGCGCCCAGCCAUGGCCCUGCAGCCAGAGGUGGAGAAGGACAUUCGGGAGGCUGAGGAAAGAGAAGAAGAACUGCGCAGACAGCGGUGCACUCUGUAUGGGGAGGACAGACACAAAAAUGAAGAUGAAGGAAAGCAUCGGUGUACAAUGACGCUUAAAUCAGAUGUUAAGUUACAGUCCAGGGGAAAGUUGGAGAGACUUUGGCCACCUCCCUCUAAAACGGAUCAGAAGAAAUCUGGGGAGGUGCAGCAGGAGGCGAAAGUUCACAGAGCCGGAGGUCAGAAGGCUCCUCUGUGGCAUCUCUGGGAGUCCGGCCUGAUCAACGGACAGCUGUCGGAGGAUAAGGAGUGAUGGCGGACGCCUUCGUGGUGGAAGACCUCAAACAGAAUCCUGAUUAGCGACGGAGCCGCCGUCCAAGCACAAACAAAUCAGGGAAAAUUAGAACAACAGAAAUAUUUGUGUUAGUUCCAACUUCGCCACUUUCCGACUUUUCGGGCUCCGCUUUGUGUUUGUAUCAAAACAUGCUUUUGAUUUUUACUUUGACAUAAAGUAGUCUUACAUGGCAAGUAGGCAGAGCACGUAUUUAUUUAUCUUUUUCAUACUUAUGAUUCUUUAUCAUCAUGUAUUUAUUCAGGACCAACAGAUAUUCUUUGAAAAAUCCUGUUUUUCUUUUUUUUUUUAGGGGGGGGGGUUUCUUUACAACAUAGCCAAUUAUAGACCAACAUCACUGUACAGUCGGGAGUAUUUAAUCUUUUAUCGCUUAGGCUGUGUUGCAUUUACAGUAUUGUAAAAGUCGAUCAUUUUGGUCCUAGUGAGUCUUGGAUCGAAUCUGGUCCCCAUCAGGGAACAUCUGGAUUGUUUUCAGCUUCAAUGGUGUGUUGGCUUUAUUAAAAUAAGCUUAUACUUGUAUUUUUUUGAGCCAUAAUGAAGAUGUCCAGUCAAGUUAACGCUACAGACAGAAGCACACAACAUUGCUCAUUUAACACACACUCUCUUGGGUUAAAACCAGCAUUAACAGACUUCAGCUCAAAGUUCAGUGAGAUCCGGCUAAAUAAUCUUUAUCUAUGAGGUCAGAUGAAAGGCUUACCAAAAGACUAGUCGCUGCGUUUCCAUUGACCAUAUAAUCCCACAAUAAGACUUUUCCAAGAAAUAAAUUUGCUUAAUUGGACACAGGGCAAUUUAGAAAAACCUCUUGUUUCUCAAUAUGAAGUCUUGUUGCUGGGAUGAGGUGGUUUUCUUUUUGUUGUUGUUGUUUUGUUUGCCAUAUUCACAAAACUGCAAUGGAAACUGCAUUUUUGGUAUCUAGAGUCACAUGAUCAACCACCAGGAUGUUACCACUGGCGCAAACCAUGAAGAAGACGACGACAGGAAGAAGUUGGAGGACGACAGUGCGGCAUGUUUUUAAUGACUUAUGCAAACAAACCUGUUUUUUUUUUUUUCCUUUUUUCUUUUUUUUUUAGAUUAGCAGAAUAUUGACAAAGUUUUUUGUAAUGGAAACACAGCUUCUGUGGUGCUGUGAAAAGGAAUGAUACUCCUUAAACUUUGUCGCACUAUAUACACAUUCCUCCCCCAUUCACUUAAAUAUUUGCACUAAGGGCACUUUGUGUUGGUCCUUUAAAUUCAUAUUUAAUAAAACACACAGAUUUGUGGCUAUAAUAUGACAAAAUGCAAAAGAGAUCCAAGUUUUGCAAGACACUCAAAGCCCAGCUUGAUUUAAAGUACUGUCUACAAACUAUUAGCUGGAUCCUAAUUAUUCUCCAACAUAUAUUCAUAUUUUAGCAUUACUUCAUCAGAACUUUUUCACAUUUGUUUGCAUCAUUUUAGGAACUUUAUCACUAAGUGAAAGACAUUAUAUAGGUUAAUUACACACAAAUGGAUGUUUGAAAGUCUAUAUUUUCAUUUCAUUAUGAUAAUUUUUCACUUACAGCUAAUAAAAACAAGACAACCGCAAUUACAACAUCAGAGCCAUAAAUAAAAAAAAUAAAAAAACAUUUUUAAAAACAGAAAGGCAUUACUAUUAACAUCCACAAGAGGUCAGUGUAGUCUCAUUAACAGAGCAGAAGGUUUUUCAAAAAUUCACAACAACCAAGACUUGAGGCUUCUGGAUGUAAACUUAUACAAGCAACACUGUUGAAAUGUUGAGGUCUGCAGAUGAACGGAUGAAUGACAACAGCUUAUUUUCAUGGGGCGGUCCAGAUGUCUGCUUCACAGGAAGACUCUUCAUAUGCCGAGAAACUACCAGAGUUACAUAACUGCUGGAAUUGCCUCAGUGAUGAGUCAUUUCACGAAUCUAUAGCCACCAGGUUCGUGUUAUGUCACGUCUAUACGUAAGACGGGAAAAAGGUUGCUAAGUCUGAGCGGCUGCAUCACUCUCUGCAGCAGAAUGUGGGCGGCGACUUCUUCACGCUGAGUCAUUUGUGAGGGUCGGCGGAACAUGAACCGGGCUUCUGGUGGGAACUCACUCAUUAGAUGACUCUUACCAUAAAGAUGGCAUUUUUCACAUAAUCUGGACAAGAAGCACAGAUGAAACCAGGGAUAUGAACUGAUAAGACAAGUUUCUAUCUCUAAAACGGUUGUAAAAAGUUGUGCUGACACGACGGGGAUGAGUGAAGCCCCCUUCUGGAUUGUUGAGUUGUGCCACCAUUAGAGAGUAUAAAUAGCUUUGUGAGGGGCUGCAGAUGAGAGAGUGGGACAGUGACUGCUGUGACAUCAACGGCGAGAGAAGGGAUCAGAAUCACAUCUCCGCCAAUGUCGGCAAGUUAAUGGACAUGACAGGUGACUCAUUCCUUCUCUCCAUCAAGAAGGCAGAAGUGCCAUGAAGCUAAAUGAAUCAUUAGCUCUGCAUGAAAUCAGCUAAACUUUGCUGGAUUUCUUGCACCUUCUUUCUUUGCAAUUUUUGUGGGGGUUUUUUUUGCCUAAAAAUAAAGGCUACCAGUGCCACAAACAUUUUAAAGGGGCAAAUUUCUGCGGGUGUUUCUGUACAUAUGUGGGCGUGGGGGGAGCCUUGCAUGGAUAAGUUUGGAUAAGUUACAUCCUCUGAUGUAAAGGAUAGUAAAAGAAUGGACCUGAGAAAUCUAAAUAUACACCGAAAAGUACCUCUUUGACACAAAUAAGCUGAGGUUGAUUAUUACUGUCGACUCAUCAUUAAGGUGUGGAGCACUGGCGCUGACCGUCACAACCGCAUGCGCAAAUGCGGCUCUCUUUAUUCCGCUUUGAGUUACCGUGACAGCUAGAAAAGACAAAGUCGUAUUUCAGACACAAAUAAGGCAAUACUAUGCACUUUGUUCUCUUCCUAAUAUAAUGGGCUUUUAAAUUUUCAUGAAUUUCUAAGUGGUCCUGAAUUAAGAAAAUGGUGGCUUGUAAAUAUUCGUCGCUACCAGUUAAAGCUAACGCUGCACUGCAAAGUUUGUAGCCUUCACUUCACUCUGGAGCAGCUUCUUCAGCCUAAAGACGAAGGUAAAGGAGCCGUCCCUGAGUUAUUUCCAUGGGAUCACUUCUGUAUUCAGC
Messenger RNA from Gambusia affinis (western mosquitofish), 6529 nucleotides. RefSeq lists its product as uncharacterized. The coding region runs from base 962 to 3373 and encodes 803 amino acids. The transcript is spliced from 4 exons. The record is from RefSeq and is a predicted model, not a curated record. Lineage: Eukaryota; Metazoa; Chordata; Actinopteri; Cyprinodontiformes; Poeciliidae.